This is a messenger RNA of Apis cerana (Asiatic honeybee), 4879 nucleotides long. It is a transcript of the gene Wdr82, whose product is annotated as WD repeat domain 82. NCBI's taxonomy places the organism in Eukaryota, Metazoa, Arthropoda, Insecta, Hymenoptera, Apidae. Gene Ontology annotation, cellular component: Set1C/COMPASS complex. The record is from RefSeq and is a predicted model, not a curated record. Gene Ontology annotation, molecular function: chromatin binding; protein binding.
AUGAAGCUCGUUGACCACGUGGUGAGGAGCUUCAAGGUGGCCAAAGUUUUUCGUGAAAAUUCUGAUCGUAUAAAUAGUAUCGACUUUUCACCAAAUGGGGAUACUUUGAUCUCUUGUUCAGAAGAUGACCAGAUCGUGAUAUAUGACUGUGAGAAAGGCACUCAGGUGCGUACAGUCAAUUCUAAGAAAUAUGGUGUAGAUUUAAUCCAUUUUACACAUGCAAAGAACACUGCAAUACACAGCAGUACUAAAAUUGAUGAUACUAUUCGCUAUUUGAGUUUGCAUGAUAACAAAUAUAUAAGAUAUUUCCCAGGUCAUAGCAAGAAAGUUGUAUCAUUAUGCAUUAGUCCUAUAGAAGAUACAUUUCUUUCUGGUUCUUUAGAUAAAUCAUUAAGAUUAUGGGAUUUACGUUCACCUAAUUGUCAUGGUGUUAUGAAUGUUUCGGGACGUCCAGUUGCUGCAUAUGACCCAGAAGGUCUUAUUUUUGCAGCAGGUGUCAAUUCAGAAUUUUUAAAGUUAUAUGAUUUACGCAGUUUCGAUAAGGGGCCAUUUGUUACAUUUAAAUUAUCUCAAGAAAAAGAGUGUGAUUGGACAGGACUAAAAUUCAGUAGAGAUGGUAAAACUAUUUUGAUCUCUACAAAUGGUAGUACAAUUCGUUUGAUUGAUGCAUUUCAUGGUACACCAUUACAAACAUUUGCUGGAUAUUUAAACAACAAGGGAAUUGCAAUUGAAGCUAGUUUUAGUCCUGAUUCACAGUUUGUAUUUAGUGGAUCUACAGAUGGCAGAGUACAUGUAUGGAAUGCAGAAACUGGAUACAAAGUUUGUGUCCUUAAUGGAGAUCAUCCAGCACCAGUUCAGUGUAUUCAGUUUAAUCCUAAAUAUAUGAUGUUAGCAUCUGCCUGUACUAAUAUGGCAUUUUGGUUACCUACUGUUGAUGAAAGUGCAUAAAAUCAAUGCAUCAGACUUUGGGCAAUGCUCACAAGAAUUUAUCUAAUUUUGUGCAAGAUAGAACUGAAAAUGACAUCGGUUCAAGAAAGGAAUGACAACAAAGAAUUCUUGGGUAUUUUAAAUAAGCAGAAAUUGCAUUUACAUUAUAUUCAAAGUUAAUUUAAACCGACGUAUGAGACGCCGGUGUUGGAACAAACCCAAGAAAAAGAAAAUAUGCCUAUAAUAUCCAAGAGAUCGGCCCGCUUGGCUUAUUCGCUUGCUUCGAGUAUGUCAUAUACUGUUUAUGUAUUUUGCCAUCUUUAUCAUCAUCGUCAUAUACUCUGUGGCGCGAUGAACGUGACCAUAAAAUAUCUUGUCAAUAUUUAAAACUAUCUCUUUUUUCAUAAAGUAUACAAAUACUAUUAGUUUUGGAUAUGUCAUCUUGUGUACAUAAUUUCUUCUUGUGUACCUGUGUGUAGCAUAAUGAUACAGAAUUAUCUAUAAAUUAAAUUAUAAAAUCUAAAUUAUAUAUCAUCAAUUGAUAUUUGCAUAAUCAAUAUUAACAUUUUAUUAUGUGUUAUUGAUUAUGUAUUUGAUAAUAUUUUAACAAAUCUAUUAAAUAAUCAGAUGUUUUGAUUUAUUGUCCAACAAAAAUUAUAUAUUAAAAUUACAUAUACAUUAUUAAUAGAAGGUCAUAAACUUAUUUAUAUAUUUUUUAAUUGAACAAUUUUUUCAUUGAAUUUAUUCAUUUAAUAAAUUUAUAAAGCACAAAGAAAGAAAAAAAUAUAUAUAUAAUAUUGUUGUAUUAAUAUUUAGAAGAAGAAUUAAAUUCUCUAUGUACACAUGAAAUUUUACAAUAUUCAGAAAUAUAUGCAUCGUACAUUUAAUUCUAUAGUAAUCAGUUCAUAAAGGCAAAAAUGGCAGUCGCUGAUAUCGCGCAUGGAGAAAUUAUGAUCAUAUUACAUUAACACAUCUCAACAAAUUAGUUUCAUUAAUUAAAUUCUUCAGUGACCGUCCGAAAUCAGGGAUAUUUUUUGUAACCUCAUUAUGAACGGGCGUUCACUUGAAAUUCAAUAUCGUUGCGCGCAAGAACGAUAGAUAUCGAGCUUAUUUAUUAUGCGCAAUAAACGUGUGAAACGUUUUAAAUAGACACUUUGUUGACGGUAGUAAUAUAUCUCGUGUUUCUACGACUUCCAUGCGAUAAAGAUAUAAUAAUUCAGAAAAUAUACUGCCAAUGUUGGCACUUAUGUUAUUGUAUAUGUAUUAUUCUAGAUAUGAUAUCGGUUUUAAUCUACAUGCGUGGAACCGGCGGGCCGGGUGAAAAAACAUUCGAUGAUAGUAGGAAGUGCAGUUAAGUCUAAUCAUUUCAAGUAGUUCGGUAAAUUUUGACGUUUAUAUCAAUGCGAUACAUCUUAUUAUAAACCAACAGGUGCAUUGGAAAGGACAGGCAGAAACAUAAAAAUCGAAAAAAAAAUUGGACAAUCCAUCUUUUUUAUACUAUGUAAUUGUAUUAAUUGUAAUUAAAUAAUGAAAUUGUUCUGUUUUAUUGUAUAUGUAAAUUUAUAUAUGAUGGAUUAUCGAAUUUAUAUUAUUUACUUAAGUUAAAAAAAUCUGGAUAUUGUAAGAACACGUCAAAAAAAUAUUUCACAAAAUUGUGUGUAAUUUAUACUAUAUAUUUACGAUAGUGCUCGUGUAUAUUCUGUCUGUUCGAUUAUAUAGCCCUGCCUUCAUCAUACGUGUAUAUAUCAUUAUAUUCACAGUGUCCUCUAGAAUUUCUAGACGUUUUCCUUAACAUACCUUAUGCAAGAGUAGGUGGUUAUACUAUUCUAUACGAAAAAUGCGCAUAUAUGCGUACGUGUAUGAUUGGUUGCAUAUUUGUGAAUUGUCUAUUGAUUCUAUAAUGAUGUAUGAGUGUAUGUAUGAAUGUCUCUUUGUAUGUAUUGUAUUCGCUUGUAUAUCUUCAAGUUCGGCGAGCUCUUGAAUACAUUACGUAUACGUCAAUGUUUGAGAGUUCGUUUCAUUAUGUAAAAUAGUAUUUUUCUAAAUGGCGAAACAGUGUACGCGUGCAAAGAUUGCGAUUUACGUUAGAAUUUAACAAACUGAAGGGAUACGAUUGUUAUUUAAAAAUGUGUCCUAUGUAAUUAAAAAAAAAAGAAAUGUUAAAAAAAAAUAUGUUGAUUUCAUGAAAUGGAUUAAAGUUCACUGAGUACUGAAGAAUAACUCAACGAAAUCAAGUCUUGAAAGUAUCGUGAUCAAUCCACGUAUAUAGAUUAAACAUUUUCAUACUGCCAACUAUAAUUGAGUAAAUGUUCAAGCCAAGAAUAUCUCGGAUACGAAUUUCUAUAAUUCGUGUAACAUGCGAAACACUGUGUUCCCAAUCGGAAAAAAUGACAACUUGUAUAUAUUCUAACAAGUUAUGACGGAAUAUCAUUUAAUUGAUAAUUAACAUUCUUCCGUGAUCGAAAAAACCGAAAUCUGAUUGAUUAAUCAGAUUUUGAAAUGAUUAUAAUUUCAUACAAUUGUUUUCAUAUUUAAAAUAUCAAUCAGGAGCGUAAAUAAAUAAUUCCUUUCUAUUAAAAAUUUUAAAAAAAUUCAUAACAUUUUAUAUAUAAAACAAAAUGAUAUAUUUCUUUUUAACAUCAAUUUUUGUUUAUUGUUUGUAUAUUUACAUUUUAUUACUCAUAACAAAGAUACAUAAUCUAUAAAAAAAGAUAUUAUUUUAGCGAGAAAUUGUUUACUAUUUACUCAUUUAGUUCAAUUUUUAAUACAUUUAUUUAUUUAGUAGAAGACAAAAAAUAUGUCUAAACUAUAUAUCUAAUUUACGCUCCUGCAUAAUCGUUGAUUUAUGCGACUACUUAACAUAGGGAUUUAGAAUUGCGUUAAGAUUAAAUGUAUAUCGUAUCGAAAUUGAAUGAAUCUUAACAAUUAGUACAAUUGGAAGAACGUUUUAUUAAAAUGCAUGAAACAAAAAAAAUAAACAAAAACUAAACAUGAUUCAUAAAGCAAUUUGUCUAAUUGUAUUAUAUAUAAAAACAUUUAUCUAAAAAGUUCUCUUUGAAUAAAUUUUAAAUUUAAAUUUUCCUACGUUAAGUUUUCGUACGAAGUAAUCGUUAUGUUUUAUAGACGAAACGUAGUCACGUUUAAUAAUAAUUUUUAAUUAAAUUUUACAUUAUUCUGCGCAAAAACUAAGUCGAUUAAUUAACACCUAUUAUACGUAAUACAUUAUAGAUUUUUAGAGAACUAGGAACAUACAAAAACAACAAAUAUAAUGUGUCAUUUUAAAAUAUAAAUUUCAGUUGAAAGACUGCAGUUUCUUCCAAUAAUAAUUUAGAGUACGCACAUUUUUUUGUUAUUUAUAUGUUUAUAUUUUAUCAUAACUCAACUGCAUUGUAAGACUUUCAUUUUUUUUAAUUGUUAUAAACAAUUGAAUAAGGAGUAAUAUUAAAAUAUUCUUGAAAUAUAAUUUCAAGUCAUAGGAUUUUGAACGUGUGUACUCAUAAUUUAUUUUUUCAUUGUAAACUAUAUAAUUUUAAUCAUGUCUUGUGCAUAAUAGAUGUAAAAUGAAUAAGAUAUAUGAUUAUGCAAUUAAAUAUUUCUUAAUGAAUAAAAAGAGAUUUUUCACAUUACAUUUUAUGAAAAUUAUAAGAAUUCGAUUUUUAAGAAGACAAAAAAGUUUUCUGAUUGCAUUUAUCUAUGUUCCAGUUCACUAAUUAUAAGUCAAAAUAAUAUGGAAAGAUUUUUCCCACAUUAAAUGUAACAACAUAUCAACGUUAGAAAAUUUUAAUUAAAUCUUCUUAAACAUAUUCAUAAAAAAAUUUGAUAACCGUGUGUCGAUUUAAUCAUUCAUUGCGCAGAUAAUUUUUUAUUUUCCUUAAAAACUAUUUGAAUAGAACACAUGAAAUUUUACUAAAAAAAAAAAAUUCUAAUAAAACACUUUUUUUGUACAUUAAAA